AUGAAUGUAUAUGAUACAUAUGAUCUUGAAUAUAUUGAUUUGAAGCGGCUGGAAUCGCGCACGCGUUAUGAAUCAACAUUAGAAGAAAUUUUUGAACGUUAUGGGAGAGAUAUGACAGAAGAAUCAGACGAAGUAGAUUUAAGAACAGGAGAAGUCAUCGUUGAUCGAGGCCAUCUUAAUAGUCUCCGAGUUUCAUGGUUCGUUGGCGAAGAAACACUUAAUUUUAACGAUGAUAAUCAUGAAAAUGAUUUUUUUGAAAAUAUCUUAUCAUUAAUAUCUACAAACAGAAGAAAUACACAGAUGAGCAAUAAAGAUGUUAUAAAGAAAAGAUUUCCAAAAAAAUUUCCUUCAAAAGAACAAAUUUUUCAACAAUUUGGCAGUCUUGGACCAUCUAUUAUCAAAUUAAUUGAAAGUCAAAAAAGGAAACAAAAGCAGUAUUUUAAAAGGAAAAAAAAGACUCUAAAGUGCUCAAGAAGAAAUAGCAAUGAAUUAUAUAAUUCAGAAAUUCAAGAAAUGAAUGCACUUACACAUCUUAGUUCACGAGCAACAUCUUUUAAAUUUCAACAAAUGCCUAUUAACAUUUUAGAGAAUGCGCACAGAAAAGUAACAAGUAGUUUUAAUAAUUUUUUUAUUAAGAACAACCAGAAUACAUUAUUUAAUUCACUACAUAAUGUCAGACGUUUUGAUAUAAUUAUUGACUGUCCUAAAUCGAAUCACUCAUUCAUUCAAUAUUCAAAAACAGACCAUUCUUCACCAGGAAAUGCACUAAUUGCAAAGAAUAUGUCCGCUCAUCCUUCAUCUACUCAUUUUUUUGAUGAAUAUUAUAAUUUUGCUCCAAGUUCACAAAUAAAAUCAGCAUGGGCAUUCAAUAGUCAACCAUACAGCGAUUAUAUAUAUUCAGUUUGUCCAUCACCUUCUGAAUCAACUUCUCACUCAGAAACAGAGCACCAAUCCAUAACUACAUCUACUGAGCAAUAUACUGAUUCCGAUACUGAAAACACACAUCAAAAAAAACUUCAUUGCAAUAAACUGUUUUGUUUUACUUGCUCAUGUUUAUGA
Pneumocystis jirovecii RU7 is the source of this 1059-nucleotide messenger RNA. RefSeq lists its product as uncharacterized. NCBI's taxonomy places the organism in Eukaryota, Fungi, Ascomycota, Pneumocystomycetes, Pneumocystales, Pneumocystaceae. The transcript has a single exon. The record is from RefSeq and is a predicted model, not a curated record. Gene Ontology annotation, cellular component: nucleus. Gene Ontology annotation, molecular function: protein heterodimerization activity; histone binding. The coding region runs from base 1 to 1059 and encodes 352 amino acids.